Molecule: messenger RNA, 1897 nt
Organism: Hyla sarda
Lineage: Eukaryota; Metazoa; Chordata; Amphibia; Anura; Hylidae
Gene: CSRP3
Product: cysteine and glycine rich protein 3
Exons: 7
Coding region: 1168-1797 (209 amino acids)
Biological process (GO): sarcomere organization; cardiac muscle contraction; muscle tissue development
Cellular component (GO): cytoplasm; Z disc; nucleus
Molecular function (GO): actinin binding; structural constituent of muscle
Source: RefSeq, a predicted model, not a curated record
GAUUACAAGUGGAAAAUCAAGAGCGGCGGCUUCUCAGACUACACGACCUACAGCGGCCUCCAUGUUAUCAUCACCGGUGGAGCGUGCGGCCCUGAGGUCAUACAUCACGGAGGGGGCAACCGGGCAAAGAUCAAAGCUGUAGAAAUUCCUUCUGGAAUCACCUUGUAAUUUCCAUUUGUACAAAACCCCAUUUCCAGCACAGAUCUAUAAAUAUAAAUUAUUCUUCAGACAAAGGGGAAAGAUCUUACUGAGCUGUGGACGAGGUUUUAUGACAGAAAGUACAAACCAGCCAGAGGACUGUCGAAUGAUACAGAUUAUACUGACUGGGAACAACCAACAUCUUCUGCCACACUCUGUGCUGAAGGAAAUCUAUCAGCAGGGUCUCCUAUAGUAUCCAGCAUGUAUCCGUUUAUAGAGCUCCUGAAAAUUAUCUCUCUCUUGUUUUUAUGUCUCUGUCGCAGAGUUUUUGGGAAAAAAAAAAAAAACACAUUAAUAGCAAAAUGGUAAAUGAGGUUCUUAUUGUGCGCUCAAGUGCAAGGGCUACUUGAGCUGCCGGGCAGGUGUAGCAGUGAACUUAGGGCAGUGUUUUCCAACCAGGGUGUAUCCAGCUGUUGCAAAAGUCUGUCCAGGCAUCAUGGGAAUUGUUGUUCUCCAACAGCUGAAGGCACCCGGGUUGGUAAACACUGACUUAGGGGCUAGGAAAUGCCCCCAGUGCACCUAAGAACCUAAGAACCUAAUAUUAUUACUGCGGUUUAAAAAAAAUAAAUAAAAAGGUGAAACGGAGAAUAAAAAAAAUUAAAGGUCACAAGCUCUAUUAGCGGGUUAUAUGCAGGUUACUAUGGGCAAACCCUGCUGAUCCAUCACAGGGUGCAAACACAAGGAAAACAAGGUUACAGGAGGUAAAGAGAGAAGUCAUGGAGAGUGGAGAAUUGGAUGAAGGUGAUAUCACUGAGCAGUUACAGAUCUGCAAGAAAUUGCUGAAUUAUAUAGAAUUUACACAGAUAAAACCCAAAUGGGAACAAGCACUAAUACAAGAAAAACAAGGUUACAGUAGGUAACAAGAAGAAUCAUGGAGAGUGGAGAAUUGGAUGAAGGUGAUAUCACUGAGCAAUUACAGAUCUAUAAGAAAUAGCUGAAUGAAAAAAGAUUUACAUAGAGAAAAGCCAAAUGGGAACAAGCACUAAAACAAGGAAAACAAGUAUUCUAGGAAAAAUGCCGAAUCUGGGCGGAGGCGCCAAAUGCGGAGCCUGUAGUAAGACGGUUUACCACGCCGAGGAGAUCCAGUGCAACGGGCGCAGCUUCCACAAACCCUGCUUCAUCUGCAUGGUUUGCAGGAAGGCUCUGGAUAGCACCACGGUCGCUGCACAUGAAUCUGAAAUCUACUGUAAGUCUUGUUAUGGGAGGAAGUACGGGCCCAAGGGAUACGGCUACGGACAAGGUGCUGGGUGCCUGAGCACAGACACGGGGGAGAGAUUCGGGAUUGAAGUUGCUGAGACUCAUCCGGCCCGGGGAUCGCCCACCACCCCACACUCCAACAAGUUCGCACAGAAGUUCGCCUCCACGGAAAAGUGUCCUAGAUGUGGAAAAUCCGUCUAUGCUGCCGAAAAAGUGAUGGGAGGGGGAAGGCCCUGGCAUAAAACCUGUUUCCGCUGCGCCCUGUGCGGGAAGAGUCUGGACUCCACCAUCGUCACAGAGAAGGACGGAGAAAUCUACUGUAAAGUUUGUUACGCGAAAAAUUUCGGUCCUAAAGGAAUAGGGUUCGGAGGCCUCACACAGGUGGAGCAGAAGGAGGACUGAACCGCACGCACGUUAUUCGUAACAUAAAUCUUCACCUCACAUGAAGACAUUAGAGUCGGAGAUUAAAGAUCGGAUCGGUUCUGGAAUGUCAGAUAAUAAA